UAUGAAAAGUUCCUGUUUCUGUUCUAGCCACAGCAGCUGUAUGGAAUGAACCACACAGCUGUGUGGGUUACCAUGGCAACACUUCAUCGGGAUGCAUGGGACACAGAUCCCAACACUCACCAGACACCUGCAUCAUAAUGAAGUCAGAAGUGACUAACAUUGACCCCAUUAAAUUAUCAAAACACACAAACUGUCACCCUAAAUCCACGGAAAAUUUUUGUGUUAGCAAUUGUAUACCGAUACAGCAGCGCACUAAUACACACACAGGCCAAAAACGUUUCUUGUGUCAAUUAUGUUCUGCUAAGUUUAGCAAGUCUUCUAAUCUCAAGCAGCACUCUCUUACACACACUGGAGAAAAACCUUUCCCUUGUACUGUAUGUUCUGCUAAGUUUAGCACAUCAUCUCAUCUCAAGCGGCACUCUCGUACACACACUGGGGAAAAACCGUUCUCUUGUACUGUAUGUACUGCUAAGUUUAGCAAGUCUUCUCAUCUCAAGCGGCACUCUCUUACACACACUGGAGAAAAACCUUUCUCUUGUACUGUAUGUACUGCUAAGUUUAGCCAGGCUAGUAAUCUGAAGACACACUCUCUUACACACACUGGAGAAAAACCUUUCUCAUGUACCGUAUGUACUGCUAGGUUUAGCCUGGCUGGUAACCUGAAGAAGCACUCUCUUACACACACUGGAGAAAAACCUUUCUCUUGUACCGUAUGUACUGCUAAGUUUCGCCAUGCUAUUUCUCUUAAGCAGCACUCUCUUACACACAUUGGAGAAAAACCUUUCACAUGUACCGUAUGUACUGCUAGGUUUAGCCUGGCUGGUAACCUGAAGAAGCACUCUCUUACACACACUGGAGAAAAACCUUUCUCUUGUACCGUAUGUACUGCUAAGUUUCGCCAUGCUAUUUCUCUUAAGCAGCACUCUCUUACACACACUGGAGAAAAACCUUUCUCCUGUACUCUAUGUUCUGCUAAGUUUCGCCAGGCUAGUAAUCUGAAGAGGCACUCUCUUACACACACUGGAGAAAAACCUUUCUCUUGUACCGUAUGUACUGCUAAGUUUAGCAAAGCUAGUUCUUUGAAGCGGCACUCUCUUACACACAAAUGAGAAAUCAAUUUCUCGUAUUGAGUAUUUCUGCUAAAUUUAUCCAACAUUUUGGUCUGCAGAGACAUGUUCCUACAUUCAUUGGAAAAAAAAAAACA
Messenger RNA from Bacillus rossius redtenbacheri, 1204 nucleotides. RefSeq names its product gastrula zinc finger protein xLCGF3.1-like. Gene Ontology annotation, biological process: regulation of transcription by RNA polymerase II. The record is from RefSeq and is a predicted model, not a curated record. Bases 96 to 1109 code for a protein of 337 amino acids. Lineage: Eukaryota; Metazoa; Arthropoda; Insecta; Phasmatodea; Bacillidae. Gene Ontology annotation, molecular function: DNA-binding transcription factor activity, RNA polymerase II-specific; RNA polymerase II cis-regulatory region sequence-specific DNA binding. Gene Ontology annotation, cellular component: chromatin; PcG protein complex; transcription regulator complex. The transcript has a single exon.